GGAACAGUUCAGGAAGACGAAGAAAUGGCGACGAUACUGGGGCCCGAGUCCCCUUGGACGGGAGGAAAGAAAAGCACUCGUAAUAGGAAUAUCCUCACCAGAAUACAGCACAGUCAGAUCGCUGGCCAAGGCUUCAGCAGAGGGACGCAGCUCUCAGAAGCACUUCUUAAGGAGAGAGAUAAGAGGGCGAAAUGGCACGGGAUUCCUGUCUUACUCCAGGAACUGUACGAGAGCAGCCACCUUAACAGUGACUUCACCCGCACACAUGAUGUACUGAAGGAGCUGUCAUCCCUGCUUUCCAUGGAGGCAAUGUCUUUUGUAACAGAGGAAAGGAAGACAGCGCAGGAGUCCACCUUUCCUAACACAUACACCUUUGACCUCUUUGGAGGUGUAGAUUUGUUGGUGGAGCUUCUGAUGAGACCCACUCUCACUAUGCUACCAAAACCCAAGAUGAAUGACGAAUUGCUUAAGGACUGCCUCAAUGUGCUGUACAACUGCUGCAUAUGUACGGAAGGGGUCACAAAAAGCCUGGCCAUGAGAGAUGAUUUUGUCUUAUUUCUCUUCACAUUGAUGACAAAUAAGAAGGUCUUCUUACAAACAGCUACGUUAAUUGAGGAUAUUCUUGGAGUUAAAAAGGAGAUGAUUCAGCUGGAAUGGAUCCCUAACCUGUCGGGACUGGUGCAGAGCUUUGACCAACAGCAGCUUGCCAACUUCUGCCGUAUCCUCUCCGUCACCAUCUCAGAGCCUGACGUGGGGAACGAUGACAAACACACCCUUCUGGCUAAAAAUGCACAGCAGAAACGCAACACCAGCCCCUCUCAGGCUGAGGUCAACCAAGUCACACUCCUGAAUAUCCCUGGCUUCAUCGAGCGUCUCUGUAAGUUGGCCACACGGAAGGUGUCAGAGGCAACUGGUACAUCAAACUUUCUACAGGAACUAGAGGAAUGGUACACUUGGCUUGACAACACACUAGUGCUGGAUGCGCUUAUGCAGAUAGCAACUGAUGAAGCCGAGCACAGCAGCACAGAAUCAUCUGAUGAGAGUACAUUGGCCACCAUGCCCCUGAGGCAUAGUUUGCCACAGUCAAUGAAGAUCAUCCAUGAGAUCAUGUAUAAGGUGGAAGUCCUUUACGUGCUGUGUGUCCUGCUCAUGGGCCGACAGCGAAACCAGGUGCACAAAAUGUUGGCUGAGUUUCGUCUGAUUCCUGGCCUCAAUAACCUCUUUGACAAGCUCAUCUGGAGGAAGUUCACUGCCUCUAAUCACGUUGUCCAUGGACAGAAUGAGAACUGCGACUGCAGCCCGGAAAUCUCCUUUAAAAUCCAGUUCUUGAGGCUUCUGCAGAGCUUCAGUGACCACCAUGAAAAUAAGUACCUGCUUCUGAACGCUCAAGAGCUGAAUGAAUUGAGCGCCAUCUCCCUGAAGGCAAACAUCUCUGAGGUGGAGGCCCUGGUAAACACUGACAGGAGUUUAGUGUGUGACGGUAAAAAAGGGCUCCUCACACGUCUCCUCACUGUUAUGAAAAGGGAACCGCCAGACUCUUCCUUCAGGUUCUGGCAGGCUAGAGCUGUCGAGAGCUUUCUCAGAGGGGCCACGUCAUAUGCAGACCAGAUGUUUUUGCUGAAGAGAGGUUUGCUGGAGCACAUCCUUUUUUGCAUUAUCGACAGCGGCUGCAAGUCCAGAGAUGUCCUGCAGAGCUAUUUUGACCUGCUUGGAGAGCUUAUGAAGUUCAACAUUGAUGCCUUUAAGAGAUUCAACAAAUAUGUCAAUACAGAGGAAAAGUUCCAGGUGUUCCUCACGCAGAUCAACAGCUCUCUGGUGGACUCCAACAUGCUCGUCCGCUGUAUCGUCCUCUCUCUGGAUCGCUUUGAGAGCGAGACAGAAGAUGUUAAGGUGGUUGAAGUGCUCUCCGAGUGCUGUCUCCUGUGCUAUAUGGCUCGAGUGGAGAACAGGCUGUCCUUCCUUUUCAGGCUUGUUAACAUCAUCAAUGUGCAGACCCUCACACAGGAAAAUGUGAGUUGUCUAAACACCAGCCUGGUUAUUCUGAUGCUGGCCCGGAGGAGAGGGAAGCUUCCGUUCUACCUGAGCACUCUGCGGGAGAAGGAAUACGCAGAGAAAUAUCCCGGCUGCCUGCUCAACAACUUCCACAACUUGCUGCGCUUUUGGCAGCACCACUACCUCAACAAGGACAAGGACAGCACCUGCCUGGAGAAUAGCUCCUGUAUUCCCUUCAGUUUCUGGAAGGAGACAGUUUCAGUGCUGCUCGAAGAGGACAGGACUUCUCCCUGUGCCAUUAUCAGCUAUAUAGAUGAGCCUUAUAUGGAGCUAGACAGGGACCUUUUAGAAGAUUGACUUUUUGAUGGGGUGUAGUUAGGACUAAAGAGGGCUGGGGGGGGGAGGGGUUUGCACGUUCCACUCUGAUUCAGUCAAGAGACCUUAUAGAAAGACCUACCAGCUCAUCCAACUGCAUGCAAUGGCUCAAUGAGCCAUCCAUUCUCUACUUGGUGCCCAUGUUCCACUUCAUCUCCAGGUCACAGGGUGCAAAGGAUGUCCCACAGAGGAUCGCCCAUCCCGUCAUUUUCUAAUGGGAACGCAGUUCCUGAACAGCUCAAGCUAAAUCUGAACCUCUGAUCAGAAACUGUCUUUUUGUAUUUCGGUGGUGUUCUUUCGGUGCAAUUGUAUGGGGCCUUUUAUACAGAAAUAUACAAAGAAAAAAUAUAUAGGCAUAUAAUGCAGCAAAUCUGUUUAAGAGGAGUUUUGGGUUUCAGCAAAAGUGUUGAAAGUGUCUUGGAUUGUAUAGAUCAGAAACUGAUGAUCUAAGUAUCUAUGAACUUCAAAGCCGGCCUUCAAUGUAAAGAGAGUUGCUAUUUAAUUUAGGAUGAAAACGUCAAGAGAGGAAGUGUUGAAUUGAUGAAUGGGGCGAACAGCUCUCCAGCUACACCGAGUGAUAUCAAAAUUUUUGCACAGUAUAGAUGAUGGAAGACAGAAAUGAAUUUCAAUAAGUCUUAUUUAUUUUUUCUUUUUCAUGUAAAUUUGCUCUCAUAAUGACUUUUCUUUAAUACCCUCCAAUGCUUCUCUCCUUGGUUAGAUUUGAUCAAUUACAUUCAAAAUAAGACAUUUUUAGUUAUUGUUUUAAUUUAUUGUAUAAAUUAGUUUUUAAUAGUAGGUAUCAUCCCAUUGUUAAUUUCUGACAACACUUAUCAUAUGGGCACUGAAGGGUUUUAACAGAAAUAAUCUAUGCAGGUUCACUCACAACAUGGACAUAAAUAUCUAGCUAGCCUUCAUCUUGCUGCCAUCUGUUGUUUUGGUCACAAACUAAAUAACCAUCCUCUAACUUAACAGGUCGACAAUCUUUGUUGCACUCAAACACGUGGCUCCUGCUUAGUGACUGGGAACCUGCAAUAGGUGCUGGUCCGCUGUGGUCGCUUUGUGUUGGAUGUAGUAUCUGAGCUAGACUAGAAGCGCUAAACUUAAAACGUCCAAUCAACUACCUCGUUUCAUUGGUUUUGUCUUUUAACAAAAACCACUCCUGUAGUUUAAGCAUGCUGUGGCUUAAUCUGUUGCACCUAUUUUCACUUUGUAUGCAAAAGUUCUUGUGUAUAAAUAAUUAAAUGUAUGUUUCACAAGAAUCACUUAGCUUUUACCUGUGGAUGUUCACAAGUUCUCAUGUAUGUUCUCUUAUCAAUUGGUAUACUGUCACGGUGAUCAGCAUUGGCAAAACACAAUUUCAUACAAUUCAUUUAAAGAGGUUUGUAUGCUACAAUGUUAGAGUUUUGGUCACUCCCUGUACAGUUUGUCCUAAUAAUAUCAGCAGUGGUGUGAAUGUACUUUUUCUGACAAAAUGUUAGUGUGAUGUGAAUGGUUGCUGCAUAAACAUACAUAAGAUCUGAAUGUCACGGUUCACCUACAGCUCUUUGGUUCAUAUAUCACAUUGGUUGGAGUAGUUUGAAAUAUUGACAUGUUCUUAUAUAGCUCUGUCUUGAUGGAGUUUAAUAAAAAACAAAAUUAGGAAAAGUGAUAUUCAUGUCAAGCCAAGUACACUUGCUUCAAAUAAACCUGAGUUCAAUAUUCUAACUCUGACAUUUGAUAGUGUUUACGUUUUAGAAUGUCUUGAUCACUGGUUCAUAUUUCAUAUUUUUCUCAUUUGUCAUAUUUGUAGAGCCAGAGUCUUUUUUUGUUGUUUUGUUUUUUUUGCCAGAGUCUGUACAUCUGUUUCUUUCAAAAGAUCUUCAGCCAAUUAUGCUUAAUAGGACGACAACAUGUAAAAGUUUUCCUUUAUCGGGGUAAGGCCAUAAAUGGUUAAAGCAUAAACCAAUUGGCACGUGUAGAUUUUUGUCCAUUACCCCAAUGGCAUGUUGCAUGUUGACACUUUCACCAGUGUUCUUACAGUCUUAUACAAUGUGUGCAAGCAUUGUCCGCAUUACUGUAUAUAUUUAAAAAUUAAACUGAGAAUAUAUUCCUUUUUGACUCUUCACCCCAAACUAAGAAAAAAUACAGACUCACUUUAUAUGUGGUGUCUUUAACUACUAUGUACUAACAUUUAAAUACAUACAAUACAAUUUAUUUUUUGUGUAAUUAUAUGUUGCUCUGAAAAAUUAUAACAAGAUUAAAAUUUGCUGCUACUGAGGUUGAGAUACAGGUACGUUUAGGAGCAGGGCACAGUUUAUCUGUUAGGGUUUAGGGUAAAGAUUGGGUUAGGGGUAAGGUUAACAGUGUAACUACUGAUGUAAUUAAAUGCAGGUAUACUUUAACAUCCCGAGACCCUUCGACCACAUGCAUGGACAUUACAUUUUGGCUUCGCUAUAGGCUAUGCUUUAUUUAAUUGAAUUUAAGCAGACUGAUCUGAAUUCAGGAGACUCUAUGCUGUCAUUAAAAAAAACUUUCGACGCACCGGGUCAUGUGACAAAACAACAUGGUGCCGAUCUCAGCAGAGUUUGUCUUUGGGAGAAACAGCAACAAAACUACAACUGGUAAAAACUUCAUUAAGUUUUUACAUUAAAACUUGUUUGAGUCAAAAGAGUAGAGUCUCUAGUUUCAUCUGAUAUGCCAUUUUUUAAAAUGUCAUCGAUUUAUCACGAAACGGCAUGUUGUUAAACUCAGUGACCACGUAUGUGGACUAUAGGCUCAUUUUCCUUAAAAUAUCCUGUGAAUUAUCACAUUGAGAAUCAAUGGAUACAUACAAAAGCUGGAAAAUGUUGGUUCAGUUUCAGGCAGCAGGUGAUGUUUGGACCACUCAACAUGUUCAACAUAAAUUCAUAAUUUUUCAUGCAAAGUUUAUUUUAACAUGGUUGACAGUGAUUGGACAUUGCUGGCCAUUACUUUGAAUCAGAAUUAUUUAUGCUCAUUUCUGAUGUAAUGUUUUUAACGUCUCAAAAACAUGAAUAACCAACACACCUGGAAACAUAAUGAACAAUAAAAAAAAUAAAAUAAAAUACUUUCUAUAGCUUGGUAUUAUUUAAAAUUUCACAACUUAGUCCCACUCUCCAAAUAUGCUGCCAUCUAUUUUUAGGAAAACAAAUUGAUCAAAAAAAAAAAAAAAAAAAAAAAAAACAUAUAUAUAUAUAUAUAUAUAUAUAUAUA
This is a messenger RNA of Myxocyprinus asiaticus (Chinese sucker), 5577 nucleotides long. RefSeq names its product short transient receptor potential channel 4-associated protein-like. Bases 25 to 2349 code for a protein of 774 amino acids. NCBI's taxonomy places the organism in Eukaryota, Metazoa, Chordata, Actinopteri, Cypriniformes, Catostomidae. The transcript is spliced from 19 exons. Gene Ontology annotation, cellular component: Cul4A-RING E3 ubiquitin ligase complex. Gene Ontology annotation, biological process: ubiquitin-dependent protein catabolic process. The record is from RefSeq and is a predicted model, not a curated record. Gene Ontology annotation, molecular function: phosphatase binding.